This is a messenger RNA of Cylicocyclus nassatus, 1359 nucleotides long. Lineage: Eukaryota; Metazoa; Nematoda; Chromadorea; Rhabditida; Strongylidae. The record is from the annotation of a GenBank genome assembly.
UCAAUAAUGGCGGCCGAACGGGCGUGCGGCUUUCGCCUGGAGAAGAGAAGGAGAUAUCCCGUUAUCCAAGCCAGCAUGCUUCCAUAGUUCGCGGCCAUGCUACUCGGGGCUUCCGAUAAACACUCCAUUUCACUCUCUGCACUAUUGCUGCCUCCUCGCAAAUCGGCGGGGCUCUGCCGGAAUUCAGCUGGAAUCGUGAGCGAGCCGCAGGCUUCGUCCAAAUCGAGCCCGGAGCUCGAUGAUUUACAAGAAGAGGAGCAAGAAGACGAGGAACCGCCGGCAUCUAUGCUUAGAUUGUCCGGAUUGGCAGCGGCUUUUGCAGCAGCAACGUUAUUUCUAUAUGUCAUAUGGAGUUAUGCGCCUAGUUCCGGAGCUAUGCGGAGGCUGGCAUUUCCAAAAAACCUCGAAGAUUUGCGGAAAUUAGCUGACUCGCUAGAGGGAUACAAAGACGCGCAUCCACUGUACACCGCCUUCAUAUUUGGUUAUGCAUAUCUUUACAAACAAACAUUUGCUAUACCAGGAUCCUUCUUUCUGAAUCUCUUGGCUGGCGCACUUUUUGGCGCAUGGAAAGGAAGUGUUCUUGUUUGCAUUCUGAAUGCCAUUGGUGCUUCCGGCUGCUACAUGCUCUCGGCAUUAUUUAUGAAGCCGAUCAUAGAUAGGUGCCUUAAAAGUCGGCUUACUGUACUUCGACGGAAAAUAUCUGUUGAGCGACAACAGUUAUUUAUGUUUUUACUGGGAGCACGGGUUCUUCCAUUUUGUCCACAUUGGUUGCUCAACAUUUGCUCUCCAUUCGUUGGUAUCUCAUUGCUUACCCAUGCAGUAACCGUGUUGAUUGGUCUGAUUCCUUACAACAUCCUUUGCGUCCGCGCUGGCUGUGUCUUGGCCAACGUUCGCUCCAUCAAUGAUGUCUUCGAUGUCAAAACGGUUAUGGAGUUACUAGCUGUUGCAGCCUUUUUCGUCUGUGUUGGCGUACUUUCCCGGCGUCGUCGGAGAAACGAAGCUGAAGUAGAUCGCGCUGCGACUGAAUGAUGGGUGUUCCACCUAACACCAGGUUUAAUCAUUUGGUACACAUUGCCUUCUUAUCUAGCAGUUUGAAUAGUGCUCUAGGAAAACUUAUAAUCUUUUUUCUCAAAUCCGUUCAGGUGCAAUUUUACAGCUGCAAGUUUUAACAGCAUUUUCUCUUUUUCUCCUGCAAAUGUAAUCAUUGCCAUUCUGUUGAUGCGUGUCACCUCAUUCAUCUCUUUUGUUCGAGAUUUUAUGCAUUCCAGUUGUGAACUGAUAAAUUACGGGUAUGUGAUUCAUUGUCUUUAUUAACUCUAGAGGUGUAUUCUUUAGGCAUUAAUAGACAUAUCAUGAGAC